CCCUUUUCAUCCCCUCUCUGGCAGACUGACGCUCAGUCGGCUGACCCGGCAGCAUGCCUCGCAAGAUUGAAGAAAUCAAAGAUUUCCUGCUGACAGCCAGGAGGAAGGAUGCCAAGUCCGUAAAGAUCAAGAAGAACAAGGACAAUGUUAAGUUCAAGGUGCGCUGCAGCAGGUACCUGUACACCCUGGUCAUCACAGACAAGGAGAAGGCUGAGAAGCUCAAGCAGUCCCUGCCCCCAGGUCUGGCUGUGAAGGAGCUGAAGUAAAUCCGUGAUGUACAGAUAAUUGUAAUAAAAAUUGGAAAAAACUGA
Molecule: messenger RNA, 311 nt
Organism: Chelmon rostratus (copperband butterflyfish)
Lineage: Eukaryota; Metazoa; Chordata; Actinopteri; Chaetodontiformes; Chaetodontidae
Gene: rpl38
Product: ribosomal protein L38
Exons: 5
Coding region: 54-266 (70 amino acids)
Biological process (GO): translation; protein-RNA complex assembly
Cellular component (GO): ribosome; cytosolic large ribosomal subunit
Molecular function (GO): structural constituent of ribosome
Source: RefSeq, a predicted model, not a curated record